Messenger RNA from Diorhabda sublineata, 1821 nucleotides. Its product is annotated as glomulin. Lineage: Eukaryota; Metazoa; Arthropoda; Insecta; Coleoptera; Chrysomelidae. The transcript has a single exon. Gene Ontology annotation, cellular component: cytoplasm. The record is from RefSeq and is a predicted model, not a curated record. Bases 42 to 1748 code for a protein of 568 amino acids. Gene Ontology annotation, molecular function: ubiquitin-protein transferase inhibitor activity.
GAAUUCGCUAUUAUUAAGUGGUGAAGCAUAUUGAACUAAUCAUGUCCGGAGAAAGUGAUAGUGAUUUUGUGAAAAGUGUAGAAGAACUACUGAAAUCUGGUCGUACGUUAGAAGCAAUUUCACUAUUUCAUGCUAAAGAACAUACAACCAAAGUAAAAAACAACUCGUGGGAUCUUGUUCCCGUUCUCAGUAAACAUUCAGUGACUUAUACUGAAGAUGGGAAUAUUAAUGCCGAAGUAUUUCAGUGUUGUAAAGAGCUUUUAAAUUCAAUAGCAGACAUCUCGAAUCCUGAAGAAGCUUUACUCCAAUUCAUUGAAGAAGUGGAAGAGAGUGACAAUGAUAUUAAAUUUGUUAUGAUGUUGGAUCCAUUAAGAAAAAUUUUAAUGAGGAUUCCAAACAAAAAAUUAAUAUCUAUCGCUUGGGGAUUUAAUGCUGUACAUAAUUAUUUGAAAAAGUAUCCAGUGCCUGAAAGUGAAAACUUAGAAGGAAAAGAGAAAUUAUUACUGGACAAUUCAGAAGAAACUCGUAAUAUCAACAAAUUGUAUAUAAAUCUUGUACAAUUCUAUCAACUGUUAAAAGAUAUGUUUCCAGUAGAAGAUAAAAAUAGUGAAGAGAAAAAAAUUAAACUUGAAUUUUUGAUAACAUUAUUAGGAAGACCUUUGGUUUAUUUAGAUAUAGAAAUUUUCAAUGCUAUUAAAAACAGAGCAAGGAUUUCCUCAGAAAUUUUAGUUACCCAAGUUUUUGAAAUAUGUCGAGAUCCUGUAGCAUUAUUACAAACUAAAGAUGACAAUACUGAUUGUGUUUAUAAAUUAUGUGAUUUAGGUCUAGCUUCUUUAUACUAUCAAGUAUUUGUUGAAGAAAUAUGUAUCAAUGAGAUACCCAAAGUUUAUGAAGCCAUAUAUUUUUGUCAAAAUAGUUUGCAUCUAGUUACUAUUCUUUUAAAUACUAAUCACCAGAUUGUUAUUGAGAAAGGUCUUAAAUUAGCAAUGAAAUUAUUGCAGCAUAUUCGUUAUAGAAAACUCUCUUACCUUUUGUUAGAUUCUGAAGAUCACAAAAAAUUUUUUAAAGCUUUAUUCAACAUUAUUAUUUAUAAUGAAGUUGUGUCUUUAAGAAAAUCAGGUGUAGAGGUAUAUAAAACGUAUUUAUUAUCAUUUGAAAACAAAGGGUUUUACUUGUUAGUUAAUAAUUUGAUAUCAGAUAUAACUCAUUCAAGUUUAAGAGGUUAUACAAUUACUUUGUAUAAAGAUCUAGUGUAUAGAGAAUUUUCCACUAAAAAACACUUAAAUGAAAUGUCUUGCUAUGUAAAAGGUAACAAACUAUUCACUUUACUAAAAAAAUUUUGUUUUCUGGACAAAAAAGAGGAGAGUGACUUAAUUGAAUUAUCAGAUGAAAUUAUAGCUACUUUAAACCUUUUGAGAUAUUUAUCGAUAAGAGAUUCCUCAAAUGAAACAAAAAUUUGGGAUUUCUUUCCUAUUCUCGAAGAAUCAUAUUUCCAGCAUUUAAGAAAAGGUAUAGAUCUAUCUAGAGCUCAUUACAAACUGAAAAUUGAGGAACUACGUCUGAAUAAUUCCAAUAAACCAAAUAUUGACUCUGAUGUGAAUGUUAUAGUAAAAGGCAAGAGUUUAUCUAAAUUAAGUGAAGAAGAGAAAAUGCAGGUUCUAAACUCAUCUUUAACUGUUUUUGAUAUAUUAGAUAGCCUUCUGUGUAGACUUAAGGAAUGUAUUGAGGUUGAAAGAAAAGUUUCUUGAUUAUUUUGUAUUGGUAUGAAAUUACUUUAUAAUCAUUAACACUUUUGAUAAUAAAGACUUCCACAAUUUUUAA